CAGUCGGUUGAGUGUCUGACUUCAGGUCAUGAUCCCAGGAUUGUGGGAUCCAGCCCUGGGUCGGGCUCUGUGCUGAGUGUGGAGCCUGCUUGGGAUUCUCUCUCUCUGCCCCUUUCCCGUGCUCAUACAUGUGGUCUCUCUCCCUCCCUCUCUAAAAUAAAAUUCAAAAGAAAAUGAAGAAUGUGGGGGACACAGAGAGGAGGAGAUAGGAGAAGACCAGGGUGGGGCCUGUGGACAGGACACAGACAAAAGGUUCGCGGGAAUGAGAUGCGCCAUCGCAGUGACAGUACCUAGUGCACAGCAAAGGACUAAAGAAAGGAAACUAGCCGGCAUCUGACACCCCUCUGCCUUCCGCUGGGGAGCUCUCACAACCAUGUUAAAAAUGCCUGUGGCUAGAGGGGCCUCGCAGAGUUGAGGAUUGAGGUGCAGCCGGCAUGUGGCCAUCAUGAUGACUGUUGUGUUGUUCGCAGAGGGGCCGACCCAACGUGGGAUGCAGAGCUUCCUGAAGCUGCUGAGGGAGAGUGGGGGCGCUGGGCCACCCCUGGCGGAGCUGGUGACUCUUGCAGGCAGGCUGUGCCGAGACCUCCAGGAUGACCCCGCCCAGGUGCAGCCCUUGGUCACAGCCGUGUUGGACAGUCAGCUCCGCCUGCACCUCUUGGACAAUGCGGACGUGGCCUUCGUGUGUGCCCGGGUGCUGGCCCAGCAAGAGCAGCACCAGGCUGCCUGCCGGGUGCUGGAGGGUUGCCGUGUGCCCGGAGGCAGCCAGGAGCUGGUCCAGCUCUGGAACGACAUUCACUACCAUCUGGUCAUGAAGCGGCUGGGCGUGGCUGUGCUAACCCCAGUGCAGAAGUUCCGCUGCAGAAAGAGAAACCCACCACCCCUCUCCCUCUGCCCUGAUGGCCUGAAGAGCCGAAACUUUCCCAGAGAGGUUCGCCGGAAGCUGCACGACUUUGCCUCGAGCGUGAGCACCAACCCCAGCAAGGCCGAGCGGGAGAACCUGGCCUUGGAGACGAGCCUGACCGUAGAGCAAGUGUACAACUGGUUUGCCAAUUACCGGCGGCGCCAGAGGGCCCUUCUCCAGCGCCUGGAGCCAGCGCCGGAGGACACAGUAGAGGACCCCAGUGUGAGGGAGAGGGGUCCGGACCGCCCCCAGCCCUCAGACCACCCCCACCUUGGCUCUGGGUGUGUGGACAGGCCUCAGUGGCCAGCAGGACAGGAGGAAAGUGGGCCUGCACAAUCCAGAGAGACCGCCCAAGGGCCAUGGGAGUCGCUGGCCCUGGCCCCGGACUUUUCUGGAGAUGAGACUAUGCCAAAGCCAUUGCCUCCCAGGUCUCUGCAGGGUGGUGAGAUGUACCAGGAGGGGCCUGGCCAUGAUCCUGUCACUCUUCCUGCCAUCUGCCCAGGCCCUGGCGUCUGUCCUCUGGCUGCUGGCAGUGACAUGCUAGACCCUUCUCUGGCUGCCCCUGAGUCAUGGCUGAUGUCUCUUGCACUGGCGUCCUCCAGGGAAGUUUCCUUCCAGACCGGGCAUCUGGUUCACGGGCCUGGGUUGGACUUCAUGAUGCGCCCUGCAGAUGCAGCUGUGGCUGUGUCCGUUACUGCUCUGGGUGAGCCCAGCUCCACAGCUUUCCGAGUGUUUCCUCUGAAGACUUAUGGCUGGAGCCCUCCUUCCUGUUUCCAUCCCAGUGACGUUUCCCUAGACCUGGUGUGGGGUCACCAUCCCGAGUGCUCCUCUCAUUGUCUCCUUGGGUUUGCAUCGGUGUUUCCUGAAUUGCAGAGACCUACGUUUGCCUGUCCAAAUUUACCAACAAGGCUGGAGUGGGGCAGUCACUGGCCAACUUCACACUGGGACGAGGGGAGCUGGUCUUCACACCAGGUCCAGCACAUGUGAGGGGUGAUGUUCUCUAGGAACUGGUGAGCCUCCCUGCUGACUGCCUGAGCACCAGGAUGUUACCCUGCUCUCCCUUACCGCUCCCUCCCUUCCAACCUCCUUAGGGUUCUCAGGACCUGACCUUAUACCCCACCUUCCUUUCGGAUGCCCUACCAACAUAGGAUGUACUUGUGCCCUGGGUCUGCAGACUGUGGACAUCUCCCUUCCACUAAUUAUCCCUUCCCUGACUCUCCCUUUGUUCUGGGCUUUUUGCUUAUUACUUGUUUUUCUCUUGGAGGAAGAAGAUCUAACCCAGUGAUCUUUUAUGUUUGAAUCAGAAAUGCUCAAAUCAGCACUUAAACUGUAUUUAAUGUAUCUCAGAGUACUUUUAAAGUUCCACAGAAAAGAGGAAACAGUGGAAAGUGGAGGUAAAAUCAUACAUACACCAAAUUGUCAGGAAAGUUCCUUUGGUUUGAGAUUGUCUGGGCAGCUGGCUGGCAGGUUGGGUCGUCACUCUGGCAGACAAGACAAAGGACUGUGAGCCCCGCCUGGCUGGCCUGUUGUUCUGAGUCGGAGAUCAGGGAUUCCGAUGCUAGGUUUACCACCUGGUAGACUCAGGGAAGACACGAACCUUCCUCCUUCCCUUCCUUUGCUCCAGAAUGUUUGUUGACCCAGAAUUGAUCAGAUUCACCAUGGCUUAUCUUGAAUGAUAUAUGGAGAUACUCUCUUCAAUGUAGAGAGAAGGAGCCAGGUAAGGUCGUGACACCUUGCACCUCAUUGAAAUCAUGGUGAAACCUCAGGUAAAAGGUGAAAACGAAAAUAGCUAAGGGCUGGUGGCUCAGCCUUUAAUGGACCAGCACGAGAUAAACUGAGAAGUGGACUGCCCAUUCCCUGUCCUCAUGCAGCAGGGGUGUGUGGGGGGCAGAUUUGGAUGCUGAAUCUUUGGCAUUGGGGGCUGGCAUGAAGUCUGGGUUAAUUAAGCAGAACUUGAAGUCUGCAAAAUUGGACUUUGUCUUUGUUUCUGAAGCCUAAAAAGGCCAUUGAGAUCAACAGUCGUGACUGUUCCUCAGCAAGGGAGGCUGAGGCUUGAGGCCUGCCAGGUUGGAUGCUGCUUCUCUCCAUGGAGGUCUUGAUUGUGCUGCUUGUGGGCUGUGUUCUCUUCUCCCAGCACUGGGUUGUGGACUUUGUUUCUGUGUAGGAUUCGCUGACCCACCUGUUGGCAAUCCGCAGAGC
This is a messenger RNA of Neofelis nebulosa (Clouded leopard), 3100 nucleotides long. It is a transcript of the gene ANHX, whose product is annotated as anomalous homeobox. Gene Ontology annotation, cellular component: transcription regulator complex; nucleus. The record is from RefSeq and is a predicted model, not a curated record. The transcript has 8 exons. Gene Ontology annotation, biological process: regulation of transcription by RNA polymerase II. Bases 446 to 1888 code for a protein of 480 amino acids. Lineage: Eukaryota; Metazoa; Chordata; Mammalia; Carnivora; Felidae. Gene Ontology annotation, molecular function: DNA-binding transcription factor activity, RNA polymerase II-specific; RNA polymerase II cis-regulatory region sequence-specific DNA binding.